Messenger RNA from Durotheca rogersii, 305 nucleotides. RefSeq lists its product as uncharacterized. The record is from RefSeq and is a predicted model, not a curated record. Lineage: Eukaryota; Fungi; Ascomycota; Sordariomycetes; Xylariales; Xylariaceae. Bases 7 to 294 code for a protein of 95 amino acids. The transcript has a single exon.
GGUAUAAUGUCGGCUCCGUUCCCAUCCCCCUUCACCGGAAAUGCGAGCUGGGUGCCAUCCAACGUCUCCUAUUACCCCGUCUCGAUAGCCUUCACCGGUAUAGAUGCAUGCCUACCUGCCUAUGCGCCGCCUAUGCCUGUGCGCUCUGCCACCGGUCAGCUAUUGGUGGUAAGUAGGAGAGACGUCUGCCAUCUCCCGUUAUGCAUGCACCUCCUGGGCAUGUACUUACUGUAUAUAUACGCCUACCUGCUUCCCCCUCGACCUAUAGGUAUAGGCAUAUCGAUGCUAGGCUAGGCGAGGAGACC